AUGGGUCUAGUCGCUAGUGUUGGCAAAAACAACGAUGAAUUAGUUGACAAUUUGGUUAAACAUGAUUCAAUUAAAAAUGAACGGGUUGAGCGGAUAAUGAGACUUGUUGAUCGAGGCAAAUUUAUGCCAGAAAAUGCUGUGGAGGAAAAUGCUUAUAAAGAUUCUGCUUGGAAAUCGGAUUUGGGAUUGCCUGGAUUUUUACAUAUUUCUGCUCCGUGUAUUUAUGCAAAUGUAUUUUUGUUGUAAAUAUAUUUUUGGGGGUAUCCUUAUUCUUGAGUUUCCCGUAUUAGAAAGCUUUAAUUGAAAAUUGGAUGGUUUUAUGAGUCUUCGCAGAUUUUUUGAUACACCAAACUU
Meloidogyne enterolobii is the source of this 354-nucleotide messenger RNA. The record is from the annotation of a GenBank genome assembly. NCBI's taxonomy places the organism in Eukaryota, Metazoa, Nematoda, Chromadorea, Rhabditida, Meloidogynidae.